AUUUUUACAUUUACUAUUAUCAUUUUAGUUAAGCAAGCGAGCUCACAAGUUUGUAUUUGGAUAAUAGUGUUUUAAAAGCAAUAUAGUUUUAAAUAUUUGGUGAGAUUUACAAGUUUAUCUUUGAAUACGACAAUGUACAGCUUUCAAAAAGCAAUGGGAUUUGAAGGAAUUAUUCUUUACGCUAAACGCAAGAACUUGGCUCUAAACCCCGUUGAUCAAGAAGUUCCUGAGACGCCUCUAGACAGUUUGGAAGCAAUGCAAGGGGACUUCGAACAUCCAUCAACAGAUUUCUAUUCGGAAACCUUCGACUUCACAAAGUCGUCUGCUCUACCGCCAGUUCCGGUAGCCGCGGAUCAAGGUUCUCCUUACCAACCGGACGAGACCUCGGACUACUUUGAUCUCGACGAUAGCGCAGACUGUUCAAGGUUUUCUCCGGAUUCAUACGUAGAUUUAAACCGAACAAACUUUUACCUAGAUCAAUUAUCCCAUGUGCCACAAGCCCGUGGAAAUAUGGAUCAAAAUAGUUUAGACUCUUCUGAAAAUUAUGGACAGUAUUCAGAAACAGCAAAUGUGGAAGAUAUUGCAAUCCAAGAAUGUCGGCAAGAUGUUGAAGAAACAUGCAUGUGCCUUGGAAUUGAUAGAGAUCCAUUUCUUUGGACGCAUGAUCAAGUUAAACAAUGGAUUGUUUGGCAGUGCGCAAAAUACAAUAUCCCGGAACCGAAUUUGGACUAUUUCUACGUAUCCGGUGCUGAACUCUGCUCAAUGACUGAGGAAAGGUUCAAACUUUAUGCUCCCAUUGCCGGACCGACGCUUAUUGCACGCUUGGAAGUGUGGAAACUCGUAUAUAUGCAGACGACACACAGUCAGACGUUACCACUCAUUCAAAACAUACCAGUUCCAGUGUCCCCGGACCGAACAAGUAGCUCCGGAAGUUUGAGUCCCUCACCCAGUUCCUUCAGCGAAUGCGAAAGUCUCCCAGAAACACCAAAAAAUAAAGAAAACACCUGUACAUUCGACGAUCCUGACCGAUUACCAGAAGAAUCCGUUCAACAUCAUCGGCAGACGAUACAGCUGCACCAAUUUCUAAGAAAUCUUCUGCUCGAUGGGCAUUACACUGAUUGCAUCCGGUGGGUAAAUCGAUCGGAAGGAGUGUUCAAGAUCGAAAACUCCGCAAGAGUUGCAAAACUUUGGGGCAAGCGAAAAAACCGCCCAGCAAUGAACUAUGAUAAGCUUAGCCGAUCGAUCCGGCAAUAUUACAAGAAGAACAUUAUCAAGAAAACAGAGAAUUCCAAAAGACUUGUGUAUCGAUUCUGUAAGAUUGAGGUAUAGAAAUGAACUUCCGGAACAAAUACGUGUGUAGACAGACACGGUGUAUAUUUGUAUGUUCUUAAACAUAUAGUGAGUUUGAAGCCCGAACUAAAAAUAGACUUCAGACCAGAGCAUAAUAUUGCUCAAAAUGGAGACAAAGGGCAUUUGGGCGGUGAGCGAGGCGAAAUGAAUUGACAGUUGAUCUGAUCUAAUUCAUUUUUAAUAUAUCAUUUUUACUUCUAUUUAUUUACGGGGUACUGUUAUACCCAUGUGCUGCAAUGCGUUUAUUUCUUAACAACGAUGGCCCUAACGAGACACCGUAUUUUAUUUGUACUGAAACUAAUGUGAAUUGCAGCCGUAAAUAUGCUAAAUGGUCUUCCGUAGUUUCUAAAAAUUAGACUUUAGCUAUGUGUUCAUUUUUGUAAAAGAUGUUUUAUCAUUAUUAUUUUAAAAUAUAAAUUUUGCAGAAUUUAAGUGACGCAAAAGAAAUCCAAAAAAAGAGGUGAUAUAUUGAGGUUUAGCCAAAUAUGAAGUUUUUGCUUUAAAUAAAAAUUCUAAACCACCGAAAAUAACAUUUUUAAAUCAAACAGUUUCAAAUCUUGCCAUUUUUGAAAUAUUCAUACUCAUUCCAUAAGGGUAUAAAUUAUCAGAUUUAUAAUAUACUUUCUACUUUUAAUGUUUUUUUUUUCUGCUUCUGUUUUUUCCUAAAAAAUCAUUUAACUGUUUGUAAUAUUAUGUUACUUAGUCAUUAAUCAUUCAUUACUAUUUUGAGACUAUUAGAGAUUAUAAGUCGAAAAAACUGUAAUCAACAUAUUCAUUACACAAUAUACCCUUCAAGGGAGAUCACCUCCAUCUGUAGGUGACGUCAUAUCUCAGCACGUGAAUGGCGUCAGAGAAAAAGAUGCUUCCGGUUAUAUGCAUAAUAAUUAUUGUAUUGUUUGUGUUUUUAACAUAUUUUUUCACAUGUUUAAACAUGUGUAUACAUAUUGAAUUUUAGCCAAAUGUUAUCAUAUCAGAAAAGAAUAUGUGCUUACACUUUUCACUCAUCUCUAUACGUAUUUCAAAUGCUUUGAAACGUCACUUCCGGUCUACUGCUCUAAGGAAGGUAAAAGUGUUCACUGUUCACACGAAAGUGUUAUGUAAGAAUCUGUUUCUAUAUCUUGGAGGAAAUUAUACUUAUAUUGAGAGAUCUAAUAACUUGAUAAUUUUUUUUAAAUUUUUCUUUCAACCAAAAGAUAUCAUUUUACAAGAAAUUAAUUGUACGGGGUGUUUAGAAUACUAUUUAUGAAAACGGUAACAAAACGGCGGAAAAUACUGAUUUUUAUGUAAGAAAAAAAAAACCCGGACAAACAAUGACCCUCAAAGUUCAAAGUGGCAGGGAUAUCUGGUUAAACCCCUCCCCCACCUUAUGUGUCAGUAGGCCUUUGGUUUCGUUUGUAUAUUCAUAUUACCAAAGAUAUUUUUGUAGAAAAGCGCUUUCCUGUUAGUGUAAAUGUUCACCUAUCCGAAGAUAGUGCAAGUAUUUUAUCAUAUCCGUUUCACGAAUUGUUUAUUAUAUUUAUAUUAUGUAUUAUUUUUUAUGCUACUAACUGCCAAAAAACGUACCUUUAAUGUAUGUUUUAAUAUAUUGUGCCUUUGCUGUUAAACAUGUACACAGAUGAACUAUUUUCUCAGAAAACAAUAAAAAUGAACAAUAAAAAUAUA
Messenger RNA from Ruditapes philippinarum (Manila clam), 3012 nucleotides. Its product is annotated as transcription factor ets-4-like. Gene Ontology annotation, biological process: regulation of transcription by RNA polymerase II; cell differentiation. Gene Ontology annotation, molecular function: sequence-specific DNA binding; DNA-binding transcription factor activity, RNA polymerase II-specific. The record is from RefSeq and is a predicted model, not a curated record. The transcript is spliced from 6 exons. The coding region runs from base 133 to 1329 and encodes 398 amino acids. Lineage: Eukaryota; Metazoa; Mollusca; Bivalvia; Venerida; Veneridae. Gene Ontology annotation, cellular component: nucleus.